Messenger RNA from Brassica napus (rape), 5918 nucleotides. RefSeq names its product splicing factor YJU2-like. NCBI's taxonomy places the organism in Eukaryota, Viridiplantae, Streptophyta, Magnoliopsida, Brassicales, Brassicaceae. The transcript has a single exon. The record is from RefSeq and is a predicted model, not a curated record. Gene Ontology annotation, biological process: mRNA splicing, via spliceosome. Gene Ontology annotation, cellular component: U2-type catalytic step 1 spliceosome. The coding region runs from base 535 to 1299 and encodes 254 amino acids.
UUUAAAUCUAACAAAAUUUAUAAUAGUGAUAUGCUAAUGUAAUUAAUGGUUAAUAAUAUAACACAAAAUACAGAAAAUUAAAAAUCAUUUAUGCUAUUUCUCUCUGACCUAAGCAACUUCAAAACAAUGUAAUACACUAUGGUAGAUAAUCACUAUCAAAUGGAUCGAACAAAUUAUCAUUCUCUUUCAACAUAGUUUUAUCUUCAUAUAUUUGAAAAUAUUUUAUUCACUAAUACCAAAAAAAUAAUUUUAAAUUUAUUACAAAAUAAAAGAUACGAACCCGGCGCGUAAAGCCGGAAGAGCACUAGUAAUAUUAAUAAUGACAAUCUAUAAUAAACUCAAUUCACUAAUGGUUUUAAUGUAAUAAACCAUUGAAUUAACCAACAAAGAAAAGGAAACAUGUGUUUUCUAGGAAACAGAGAAAAGGAAACACCAAGAGCUGUUUUCUUAUAAAUAGGUGUCUAAGGGACAGCGAUCCAAUAGCUGCGAAACCCUUUUGUUCAUUCAAUCGUUCUGUGUGCUCUGAAGAUAAUUAUGGGAGAACGCAAAGUCCCAAACAAGUAUAUUCCGCCAGAUUUUGAUCCGAAGAAAAUACCCCGUCUCCGUAAACCGAACAACCAGCAAAAGAAGAUUCGAUUUAUGCUACCGGUUCGUAUUCGUUGUAACACAUGUGGUAAUUACAUGUCGGAAGGCACUAAAUUCAAUUGCCGUGAAGAAGAAGUCAUCAACGAGACGUACCUAGGGAUUAAACUCCACAGGUUUUACAUCAAGUGCACCAACUGCUCGGCAGAGGUGACAAUUAAAACCGAUUCAAAGAACUCGGGUUAUACUGUCGAAUCAGGUGCAGUUGGAGUUUAUAAUGGACUCGAGGAAGAGGAAAAGCAUGAGGUAGCUGAAAACGCCUUGGAGUCGUUAGAGAAGAGAACUAUGGUAUCUAAAAGAGAGAUUGAAGUUAUGGCUGCGCUUGAUGAGAUGAAGUCUAUGAAGUCUAGACGAGCCUCGGUGAGCUUAGAAUCACUGCUUGAGGCUUUGAAUAGAAGAAAAAAACAAGAAGAAGAGAACGUGGAGGAAGAAUUGCUCAUUAAGUCUAUAAAAUUUGGUAAGCGGACAAGGAUUGAUGAAGAGAAAAAUUAUGAGGUGUUUGAUAAGGAGAAGAAGAAGCCUAAUAGACGUGUUAACGGUACAUAUCCCAUUCAAAUCUCUUCUGUUCGCAUAGUCUCCAAGAAGACUGCAAAGCUAACAAGGGGGCUCGAAUCUCUAUGUCACAACUACGGCUCAGACAGCGAUGAGGAGAAGUAAGCUAAGGUUUUUUGAUCGUUCCUGAUUAAUUUGAUGGAUUUUGCAUAAAUAAAUUGUUAAAUUGUCUUUCUAUUAAGUUUUUUUAAUUGUUGAGUUGUAUGAGAUUGCAGGCAUGCUACAUUCGACAUUUUAGCUUACUGUUAAGCUUUAGUGAUUUUAGCUGAUCUCAUUAUAAACACUGAAAACCUGGUCUUUGUAAAAUUCUGCUUUUGAAUCUGUGAUUUGGCUUAAAUAAGAACGUUUUUGGAGUAUUGUAUGUUAAUGCAGGUUAGUCAAAAUAAAGUGUAGAAAAUAUACGGCAACUUUUUGACAAGGUUAGUUUUUUUUUUUACCCUUCCGGAUCAUGUCUAUAAACCAAAUCCAUUAGAAAGAGCAAAUGCAAACAAUUUGCAAACCUGUAAAUCAAGUAUAACCUUUGUGAUUUACCAUCGUAUUCUACAUGUGAUCUCUUUAGAAUAACCUAGAUAGACUAGGUCAGUUCUAUAACAGCUUGUCUAAUACUGUCUUGUUCUUGAAAAUCUGUCAGUGAAUAAGUAAUCUUGAUGAUAAUGUAUGAUAAUGUAGCGGUUUUGCAUAAUGAGCAUUCUAAAGAGCUUUGUGUGUAAAGUUUCAAACUCUGAGAGAAUAAUGAAUGGUAGUUAUGUCCUAACCAAACAAUCAUAACCAAGUUCAUGAAAAACCCGAAAGCCGAAAUUCCAAACAUAGUUUCACCAUUAGCCUCUCGGCUUCUGCUAAAAAGUCUUUAAAUGGGUUCAUGUAUUAUGACUCCAGAGACAAGCCAUAUGAGCUGAACAGACAAGAAAGCUGCUAAAACUUCAAGCCGUUUAAACCCGAAAGAGUUUCUCGGAUUCGCUUCCCAGCUUGAGACCUUGAUGGCUAGCAGAGAGACGCUCAAACCCGGCACGUCUGACAGCAAAUGUGCAGCGCCGUCCGUCAGGACCGUGAGGCUAUUGGCCAUUAAAAUCUCCAACGAUCUGCACGGACAUGAUUGUCAGUUAAAGAAGGAUGAGGCUUCUUAUCUUCUGAUCGAUUCUUCUCGUUCUCUCGACUCGGAAAGGCAAUACUUUUGUCUCGUAAAUGCGCAAGACAGAGGAAUCACUUCCUCUAUUCGUGAUGGUGACUCAGUUUCUUCCUCUUUUUGGUCGGGUUUUGAAAUGCGGAUGUGUUCUAAUUCCAUAAGCUGUUUUGAUACGUUUCAAAGGCUUGCAUUAGAAGAGGAAACUAACAUUUUGACCUUUCUUGUGAUUUGAAUAAAUCUUCAAGAAGAAAACGAACCUGAGAAUCGAAACAAUGUUGUUUUCGUCGGAAAUAUAUAGUUUCAUGAGUUAUCUUAUUGUUAGAGAUUAAGACGUAAUAAUCCAGCAAAUAUGGGAGAUAAGAAAAUGGAACGUAAAAGUAUCUCCAAAUCUAGUCAACGGUCGUUGACGUUAACGAAUGUGGAAUCUUUAAAGAGCUGAGUCGCUGAGUCGCUGAGUCGCUGUGGCUUGUGAAGGGUGAAAACGAAUAAUCAUUUUUUUCUUUAAUAGGAAAUCGACAAAAGACUAUCUUAUAUAAUAAAGUUGACUUGAUUCUCUAUUCCUGCGUCCAUGUCAGCAAAAAAAAAGGGGCAAAUCGUGACACAUCAGCACCCUCUCUGCUGCGUUUAAAAUGUCAUUUACGGAUCGUAUGUUUCGGGCUUUGUCGUUUGUUUUGUAUUAUGUAUCUUUUUGGGUUUUGUGAAAUUUUUAAUAUUUGGACUUCUGGUAUGUUUGGCCCAGAGUUAGAUAUAAGCCCUGUUCGUUUACAAAACGCGGCGACAAGCGGUGGCGACUCGAAAUUGUACUAUAAACUCCACAAAUACAACACAGGUUAGUCAACACCGGAUUGUUUAUUCAGUCGCUGCGGUAAGUUGAAGCCAACAAAUCUGACGCGGAAAAUUUCUGCGGCAGUUACAUCUCCAUUUUCUUAACUCCGAUAGUCCAGCGGCGAUUGCUUUUAGUUUCAGCACCAUUAAAUUUGUUUUCGUUGUAGCUUUAUUUUAUGCCGCUGCCGCUGAUCUCAGCGUUUAUCAAACGAACAUGACUAUAUUAUGUUUGUGUAUCGUCUUCAACCCCGACGUCUUCUAAAUCCUAAUCUCAGCUUUUUCGUCAUACACCACAACUGAGUAACAGCUUCACCACUUUAUGCUGAAACUAUAAACCUUACAUUUAAUCUUAGUUAAGUCGAGCCCCACUACUUCUCAUUACUUCACAACCUUUGAUCUCUUCAGUUUCUUCGUGAUUUUGGAUCUAUAAAUAGGCAGCUCCUUCUUGAUGGUUCUCACAGAUUCAUUGCUUCUUCCUACUUAAAACUCAUACAAAAUCCUGCAUUUCUUCACACUUCACUGUUAAUUGGCGUUGCAUAGGAAAACCGAUGUGGUCUUCAAAUCACGACGCUUCUGGACCACACCUUCUGUAACAGUUGCCUUUACCAAUCAUCUGUGAAAUUAAACAGAUCAUGGCGGUUUCCUCCAUUUUACAAUCCGACUCCAGCUCACUUCUCCAAGAGAUCUCCGACGAUUCAUGGGAACUCCGCGACUAAGAAAUCUUAUAUAAUAAAGUUGACUUGCCUCUCUCCUCCUGCGUCCACGUCAGCAAGGAAGGAGGGGCAAAUCGUGACACAUCAGCACCCUCUCUCCUGCGUUUAAAAUGUCAUUUACGGAUCGUAUGUUUCGGGCUUUGUCGUUUGUUUUGUAUUAUGUAUCUUUUUGGGUUUUGUGAAAUUUUUAAUAUUUGGACUUCUGGUAUGUUUGGCCCAGAGUUAGAUAUAAGCCAUGUUCGUUUACAAAACGCGGCGGCAAGCGGUGGCGGCUCGAAAUUGCACUAUAAACUCCACGAAUACAACACAGGUUAGUCAACACCCGGAUUGUUUAUUCAGUCGCUGCGGUAAGUUGAAGCCAACAAAUCUGACGCGGAAAAUUUAUGCGGCAAUUACAUCUCCAUUUUCUUAACUCCGAUAGUCCAGCGGCGAUUGCUUUUAGUUUCAGCACCAUUAAAUUUGUUUUCGUUGUAGCUUUAUUUUAUGCCGCUGCCGCUGAUCUCAGCGUUUAUCAAACGAACAUGACUAUAUUAUGUUUGUGUAUCGUCUUCAACCCCGACGUCUUCUAAAUCAUAAUCUCAGCUUCUUCGUCAUACACCACAACUGAGUAACAGCUUCACCACUUUAUGCUGAAACUAUAAACCUUACAUUUAAUCUUAGUUAAGUCGAGCCCCACUACUUCUCAUUACUUCACAACCUUUGAUCUCUUCAGUUUCUUCUUGAUUUUGGAUCUAUAAAUAGGCAGCUCCUUCUUGAUGGUUCUCACAGAUUCAUUGCUUCUUCCUACUUAAAACUCAUACAAAAUCCUGCAUUUCUUCACACUUCACUGUUAAUUGGCGUUGCAUAGGAAAACCGAUGUGGUCUUCAAAUCACGACGCUUCUGGACCACACCUUCUGUAACAGUUGCCUUUACCAAUCAUCUGUGAAAUUAAACAGAUCAUGGCGGUUUCCUCCAUUUUACAAUCCGACUCCAGCUCACUUCUCCAAGAGAUCUCCGACGAUUCAUGGGAACUCCGCGACUAAGAAAUCUUAUAUAAUAAAGUUGACUUGUCUCUCUCCUCCUGCGUCCACGUCAGCAAGGAAGGAGGGGCAAAUCGUGACACAUCAGCACCCUCUCUCCUGCGUUUAAAAUGUCAUUUACGGAUCGUAUGUUUCGGGCUUUGUCGUUUGUUUUGUAUUAUGUAUCUUUUUGGGUUUUGUGAAAUUUUUAAUAUUUGGACUUCUGGUAUGUUUGGCCCAGAGUUAGAUAUAAGCCAUGUUCGUUUACAAAACGCGGCGGCAAGCGGUGGCGGCUCGAAAUUGCACUAUAAACUCCACGAAUACAACACAGGUUAGUCAACACCCGGAUUGUUUAUUCAGUCGCUGCGGUAAGUUGAAGCCAACAAAUCUGACGCGGAAAAUUUAUGCGGCAAUUACAUCUCCAUUUUCUUAACUCCGAUAGUCCAGCGGCGAUUGCUUUUAGUUUCAGCACCAUUAAAUUUGUUUUCGUUGUAGCUUUAUUUUAUGCCGCUGCCGCUGAUCUCAGCGUUUAUCAAACGAACAUGACUAUAUUAUGUUUGUGUAUCGUCUUCAACCCCGACGUCUUCUAAAUCAUAAUCUCAGCUUCUUCGUCAUACACCACAACUGAGUAACAGCUUCACCACUUUAUGCUGAAACUAUAAACCUUACAUUUAAUCUUAGUUAAGUCGAGCCCCACUACUUCUCAUUACUUCACAACCUUUGAUCUCUUCAGUUUCUUCUUGAUUUUGGAUCUAUAAAUAGGCAGCUCCUUCUUGAUGGUUCUCACAGAUUCAUUGCUUCUUCCUACUUAAAACUCAUACAAAAUCCUGCAUUUCUUCACACUUCACUGUCAAUUGGCGUUGCAUAGGAAAACCGAUGUGGUCUUCAAAUCACGACGCUUCUGGACCACACCUUCUGUAACAGUUGCCUUUACCAAUCAUCUGUGAAAUUAAACAGAUCAUGGCGGUUUCCUCCAUUUUACAGUCCGACUCCAGCUCACUUCUCCAACAGAUCUCCGACGAUUCAUGGGAACUCUGCGACUAAGAAAUUCUUUGAACGGCCGU